AUGAGAAAUCAAUUUUUACAUUCGACAAUCUUUGAAAAAGAGGAGGACUGCAAGAAUAACCCUUUUCUGUUCGAAAAGUUUAAUCUUGGUCUUAAAAAGGACGAAUAUCCUAGUAUGAAGUUUUCAGGGCCAUUAUUCAAAAAGUCCAAGAAUUCUGAAAGUGAAUUAAAAGAAAAAUACUUCAUAUAUACUGAGUAAAGAUCUUUGGCAGAUACAUAAGAACGUGGAAUCUUGAAUAUCAAAUACUGUAGACUAAAGAAAAUGCAUUUCACAGAUGAAGGAGGAAAUUAUGUCUAUGGCUUUAUUCUGAUGGGUAAAGGGAAUUAGAUUGAAUUUUAUCACUAAAAUAAGAAGCAUAUUGAGUAGUGGAUCGAUAUUCUCAAGGACUCAGUAAUUCUCGUAGACCUUAAAGAGGACUAUACAAUUGGAUCCCUUAUAGGAAAAGGAAAUUUUGCCAAGGUCCAUCUUUGCCGGAGAAAAACAGAUGAUAAGAGUUUUGCUUUGAAGUCUGUUGAAAAAGCUCUAAUAAGAAAAUCUAAGAGAAAUGCAGUAAUUAUUUUUAUCCAGAAACUUAACUAAAUUUUUUAGAGCUCUAUUUUACUUGAAAUUGACAUUUUAAGAUAAAUUCAGCACGAUCACAUCAUCAAACUAUAUGAAGUCUAUGAAAGCGAUAAAUAUAUUCAUUUGGUUUUCGAAUAUCUUGAAGGAGGAGAGCUUUUCGAAAGGAUCAAAUCUAAAGGACUCUACUAAGAAAAAGAUGCUAUUAAUGUUAUGAGAAAUUUGCUUCAGGCUCUGGACUACCUUCAUUAGAGAGGAAUUGUUCAUAGGGAUCUCAAACCUGAAAACUUGAUUUUGGCUUCAAAGGAUAAUGAUUACAACUUGAAGAUAGCUGAUUUUGGAUUGGCUUCUUUCAUGGAAAAAGGAUAGCUUCUAUUCUUAAGAUGUGGAUCACCAGGCUAUGUUGCACCCGAACUUCUUGAAGAUAAGGGUUAUUAUACUAAAGCUGAUAUCUUUAGCGCUGGUGUAAUACUCUAUGUAAUGUUAACUGGCAGGCCAGCUUUUCCAGGAGGAAACAUUCAUGAGAUAUUAAUGAAAAAUAAGAGAGGCGAUGUUUAAUAUCCACCUAAAUACUGGGAGAAAAUCUCUGUAGAGGCUAAAGACUUAGUUGGAAAAAUGCUUCAAAAAGAUCCAAGAAACAGAAUAAACGCCAAAGAGGCAUUAUAGCAUUAAUGGUUCAAUACUGAAAAUACAAAUAACAACGCACUGGCUGACUUCAGGGAGAAUAUUAUUCUUUUAGAGUAAGAAAUGUAACUUGACACUAAGGAUUUCAAAAGUGAAGAUAUUAAUAUGAUCACUUGUACUCCUGUACUUGCAGGAAGAGGCCUAGAUAGACAUGUGCCAUAAUCUCCGUUCUUGACUAAUAAUAGCCAUCAAAGGGAUAAUACACCAAUGCUUAGAUUCUAAAUGAGGCAGAAUGGAGAUAGUGAGAAAAUCAAUUUAGUUGGAGGUAUAAUGAUGAGGCGUGUUUUAGCUCCCGAAACUCAAUAGAAAGCAAAUGGAAAUGAGUUACCACAAAUUCCUUAAUAUAGAAAAGGAGGGCCUUAAAAUCCUCAGGCCUAAGCUAGAUCAAAAUUAGCAUCUCUCGAAAAAAAGCCUUAAGAUGAUAAAAACUUUGUAAUUAAGGUGUAGGCAAAGUAAAAUCCAGCAGUUGAAAAUGUUUAAAAUAGACUAAAAGAAGAGGAGAAAGCUAGUCAGAUUAACUAGCAUGCAUCAAGUGGAUAGUAGCCUGACGAAUAAAACUCACCCUAAUUUGCUCAUAAUUAUAAUCCUGAUGGACUUUCAAAAGUGCACGAUAAUAUGAAAAAGAAGGGAGACUUUAAUUAUAAUUCAGAUGAGGAGAUAGAUUACUACAAUAUUAAGGAUGAAAAGCUUCUCGAGACCUUUAAUACAGCGUCUUAUAGGAAUUAACAAAUCAAGCCCUUUUAACCAGGAAAUUUCAACGAUUUAAGAAUGAGAAGUGUUCCCACCAUUUUGAACAAGUCUUAGUUAAGCAGGAUUAACAGACCCUCUAAGAAGAGAGUCACCAUAAGUGAGGAAGAGAUUAAGGCACUUGGGGAGCUUUGGCAUCACUAACAGUCCGAUGUUGGAGGUGAUGGCGGAAAUGUCUACCUUUUGGAUUAUGAAGAACUUAAGAAAGUUAUGAAUGAUGCAACUGGAUCAUCACCUUAAAAAAUGAUGGUUGCAGGUAGCAGAAAUAUGGGAAGCUCAGCUGCUCCAUUGAAAAAUAAUUUAACCAUAAAUUGA
Molecule: messenger RNA, 2304 nt
Organism: Stylonychia lemnae
Lineage: Eukaryota; Ciliophora; Spirotrichea; Sporadotrichida; Oxytrichidae
Source: the annotation of a GenBank genome assembly